Molecule: messenger RNA, 5125 nt
Organism: Bombus huntii
Lineage: Eukaryota; Metazoa; Arthropoda; Insecta; Hymenoptera; Apidae
Product: G-protein coupled receptor Mth2-like
Exons: 5
Coding region: 2587-4230 (547 amino acids)
Biological process (GO): cell surface receptor signaling pathway; G protein-coupled receptor signaling pathway
Cellular component (GO): membrane
Molecular function (GO): G protein-coupled receptor activity
Source: RefSeq, a predicted model, not a curated record
CUUGUUUCUUCUUCUCUCGCUCUCUCUCUCUCUCUCUCUCUUUCCGUUAUACUUCUUUAUCCCCUGCGCAUACACGCACUCCUUUUCUCCCUAUCUCUUCAUUCGUUUCCCAUACCAUUAUCCCCUCUUUUAGGUACUUUGAUUUCUUUGAUUAAUCAAACAUUACGCACGGUAUGAAAGCUAUGAUAUCGUUGUCCUAUCAGUUUAAAUUUCCGGCACACCUUCUUUCUUUCUCCCUCUCCCUCUCUCUCUCUCUUUCUUCCUUUUUUUCUUUAUGAUAAUCUUCUUUUACGAAUUCGCGAUAAAGUCGAAGCAAGACGAAGGAACUGCGAGUAAAUAAGAUAAUGUAUCAAAUUCUCUGUUAUGAGAGUUGCACGUUGAUCGUUUAUUAGGUACGCAUUAAAUGUAUAUUAUUUUGAGAAGUUUCGAUGAGUUCUUUUUGCAAGGCUUCCAUCACAGUUUCGAAAGUCUGGAGAAUUGUUUUCGUCGAAAGAUUAAUCGAAUUAGCACUAUGUCUCAUUCGCGUGACAUCGUUCACUAUAUCAUGGAAUCGCACACGCACAUGUCUUCCUUUACAUACAUAUACGUAUUAUAUGCCAUACAAGUAUAUAUAUAGAUUUAUUAUGUAUAUGUAUAUGUACAGUCGUACCCAUAAUUAAUUUGUAAGUUAAUGCUUAUCGUUUUAGCGAAUUGACGAGAAAAGGACAAAUGACGCAAAAGAAUCAUAUGAUAUACGUUCGUUAUAAGAAUGAAGUAUACAGGUGUAUAUAUAUCUACGUACAUUUAUUAACAUUUUAGCGUUUAUAUGUUAAUAGUAAAUGCAUAUAUUAUCGUCAAUCUUUAUUUGAUACUUUGACUUUAUUUACAUAUAACGUAAGCGUAAUUUCAAAGUAUUCAAAAGAUCAGAUACAAUUGUCAUUACAAGGCAAUGAAAUUACAACUCAUCGACAUAAAUAUAAUAAUAGAUGAUUAACAAUGUAAGCUGUAGUCAAACAGAGAUACCGGUUUCGUGAACAAUGAAUAGUUUGAAUAUGAUCAUUGAUAGUUUGAAAAAUGCUUAUUGUUAAUGUCGUGAUGAUCAUUUACGCAAGAACGUGUAGCGUUCUCGUUCGAAGGUACUCCAUUAAUCUUGCACGAUAACCGCGACGAUGAUUUGACGUUCCCGAUGACAGCGAUUCCAUGUCGUUUUCCGAAAUCACGGAACGUAAAUAAUAUGCGUUUAACAAUGUGAUCGAUCACGACAGAAAUAACGUCGCUUCAGUUCUAGUUACAGCUUUGUUCGUAGAUUUAAUAGAUAUACGAUCGAUAUUCUAUUAUUAUUCUAUCUAUUACUCUAGAUAGGACUAGUUUUUCCGUUGAUUCGUAAAGUUGCUAAAAAACCGUCCUAUCGAUACUCAGAUUAGCUGAACGACGAUACGCGCCUGAAAGAAACUGAUAAGAGGCAAACUAACUAUCCAAGUCACUUACGAUUAGUUUGGUCAAAGGCAAAGAAAAAACUUGUACAAUUUCGUACUUGCAGAAACAAAUAGGACGAUAAUUAUUCUUAUUUUGCCUUUUUCCUUCCUAUUGCCAAAACUGAACAAGUUUUUAUUUAUCCUUGAUCAAUAGUCGGAAUUUGCAUUUCGACAUAUGUUUCGUGAAUUCUCUGUCUCUUAUCUUACGAAUAUGAAAAUGAACAGAGCGAGGAUGAGUCGUGAUGUCUCUCCUUGUCAUGUCGGGCAUUGCCUAAUUUCGUCUUCGCUGUAUCUUCUAUUUAUCUUGCUUUCUCCUACUUUGCCGUGGCAUGUGCUAUACUAUAUUUACGUAUUUACAUAUUUACAUAUAAUGAGCGCAAGCGGAAAAAUAUCGAAAUAUCUUGUGGGAACUGUCUGCUCGAUAUCUACAACUGCGAUCCAAUAAGUGUUGGAGUUCUUGAUCCUGGUGUAUACGUAGGUAUGUACCUCGAUCGAUCUUCUCGUCUUGCCCUCGAUCGGUUGGAUUGUUUGACUAAAAGUUGGUUCGUACAUUGUACGUAGAUACUUGCCGCGCUUUGUUUUACCUGCCUUCUUUGACAUGUGUAUGCGUUGGUAAUAAUUUGCGACUCAUUCAUCUUCGAUCUUCGUCGAGUUAUCUUUCCCGCCGUACGCGCGUUAUCCCUCCUCCUCUCAUUCUGCCCCAUCUCCCACUCUCUCUCUCUCUCUCUCUCUACGUCUCUUCCAACAUUUUCUUUAAUAUUCCUUUCGAUUCGUAACCUUGAAACUUGUUUCGGCUGUUGGGCAGAAAUGAAACGUUUAAGUUCAAAAAGAAUGAUAGGAAAAAGAAGAAAGAGGAAGAAAUAGGGAAAGGGAAGCAUCGAAAUGGGUGUGGGAGUGAGAAAAAAGGGAGAGGGAAAAAAAGGACAUAUAGAAUAAUACAGGAGAAGGGAAGGAAAAAAAGGAAACGACAAAAUCCAUAGCAGUAGUCGGUCGGUUACAACGUGACGCGGCCAGGAGACGUUGUAGACGUUGCCAGUCGUUAUAUCGUUUCCGCAUAACGCGAUAAUGUCUGUGGUCAUUACGAAUCCGGACGAUUCAUAAGCAGUUGCUCAGCGAAAACCUACCUAAUAAGAUGUUUCGUGUGGCGAUCAUCGGCCUAUUAUCUACGAUACCCGCGAUACACCCGAUGGGACAACGAUCCACGCAACUCCGUGAUACAACAAUGUUUCCUCGUCGAGAACACAUCGCGUAUGGAUCAACGAUGAAAGUGGAAAGUAGUGAGCAACCGGAAUUGUUCCGAUCGAACAAGAAGUACAUCAAAGAGGAGAGAAAUAUUUCUACGAUACCAAGUACAGAAAGCGUUGACUAUUCGACCGAGUCGGCCAGUCACGCUGGAGGAGUAAGUCUGCUUAUGUGUUGCUCGUACGGACAUCGUUUGAGCAAGGACGGAUGCAUCAGAACGAAUGACACCUUUCGCUUCCCGGCUCUUUACGAUUCCAACAAUUUGUCCUUAAUUGACGAGGCACCGAAUUAUCAACGCUAUUUCAAAUUGGUCGUUAACAAUCCUUGCAUCAAUCGUCAACGCUAUAAACUUGACCCGAAUGCGAAUCCGAUGGAUGAGUUCAUGCUUCUCGACAAUGGUUCGAUCUACAUGAAAAACGAGGGUGAUAUUCUCCGAGAUGUCAACUACUGUUUAGGUAUCCUCGAUACCAAACUGUUCGAUGUGAUUCUUUGUUUCAAUUUGGGCGAGAACGAGGAUACGCAGGAAACGACGAAAAUCACAGUACUGUUUCCUGUUGGAUUAAUCAUAUCGGUGCCAUUCUUGUUUGCUACGUUUGUCGCUUACAUAUUGAUACCAGAAUGGAAGAAUAUACACGGCCGUACGCUUCGUAGCUAUGUCGGUUCUCUGCUGAUCGCCUAUGUGAUACUCGCGGUCGUACAGAUGACUCCGCAGCAACAGAUUUCGGAUACUCUUUGCAUCGCAUUUGCGUUCAUCAUCCACUUCUCUUUCUUGGCCAGUUUCUUCUGGUUGAACGUUAUGUGUUUUGAUAUUUGGUGGACUUUCGGAGGUUUCCGAUCUCUACAUGGCAGCGUGAAGCAAAGGGAGCGAAAAAAGUUUUUAAUAUACUCCGUUUACGCUUGGGGUUGCGCAUCGCUACUCACCGGAAUUUGUGCCAUUAUGGACUUUCUUCCUGACAUUCCAGAGCAUUUUAUCAAGCCACAAUUUGGCAAACAUAAUUGCUGGUUUACCACCAACAAGGCAAGGGCGAUAUACUUUUACGCGCCAAUGGGCGCUACUGUGUUUUGCAACAUAUGCCUUUUCAUCUCCACGGCGUUGAAGAUCGUGCGACAUAAAAAGAACACUGCUCAACAGCUUAAAAGCAUAGACAGUAGGCGUCACGACGACAAUAAACAAUGGUUCAAUCUAUAUUUGAAACUCUUCAUCGUAAUGGGCAUUAAUUGGUCAAUGGAAAUAAUAUCAUGGCUCUGCAACAAUUCACCGGCUUACAUUUGGUAUCUUACAGAUCUUACCAAUACUUUGCAAGGUGUACUCAUCUUUUUAAUUUUCGUUUGGAAAGAUAAAGUCAAACGACUGUUAUUAAAAAGAUUCAGUUGUCACAGAAAAAACAUUCUUUCAAGAAACUCGACUCGCAGUGCUUGUCAUAGUUCAGCGACAUCUCGUACUUGCACAUUGACGACGACGACACAGUUUCAGGAGAAAAUCGAUCCCUAUUCGAAUGAAUCUUCUCCCGGCAAAGCAAUUGUUAUGAAUUAACAAGAAUCACAAUUAGCCUGGAAAGAUUUAAAUAUAUGUGCACUUUGAUGUUUGCGCGAUUCAUAAAUACGUAUGGCCCAUGCAACUAUUUUUCGCAAAAACAUCACAAUUUUCUUCGUUUAACUUCAUUCACAUAUCACAUUCGUUACGUUCACAUGAAAACCGUGAGAAAAAUAAUGCAGCGAAUUAUAUUGAAUUGAAAUGAAACAGAACGUAUCGAACUGAAACGGAACGGAAAUCGAUAAAAAAUAAAAUAAAUCAAUAAAAAUAAUAUAGGAAAAGAAGGAAACUUUGAAAAAUGUUAUUAGUUGGUGCUUGUCAUAAAUGUUGACUCGCUUAAUAUUCGAUUCGCGUUGAAUACUUAAUCGAUUGAUGAAGAAACGAAGAAAUGUUGAAUGUAUAUUUUAUCGAAGCAUAUCUAGUCAUCGUUAGUGGGCUGUCUUUCUAACGUUCAAACUUACUACCGUAUGAUUGUUAGAUAUUUGCAUAUGAAGCGUUCAACUUUUAUUUUAUAUCGUAUAGAAAGUUGUAAUCACCGCCAAGAAUAUGCAAAUAUAAAUUAAGAAUCUUUGGAAAUUUUCAAGUUUAAUAUCAUUCUAUCGCCGAGAUAUUGUACGAAUAAAUUAGGGUUACUUUACUAUAGUGACACUCUUUUCUCUUAUAAUAUAUAAGUUCUAAUAGUUAUAAUUUUAUUCAAUGAUCAAUAUGACGAAAAUUUCAUCGAAUUUUAUGUUGUAAAAUAAGAAAGUAACAAUAUCGCAUUGUUAUGUAUAUCAAAAUGUAUAUUAUUUGCUAUUCUUAUUAUGUUAAAUAUGAUAAACAUUUUGUACAUUUUUCUUAUAUGUAUAGUAUACAUGUUGUACAUCUAAUUAAACACACAUUAUAUAUAUAUAUA